Messenger RNA from Linum tenue, 1105 nucleotides. Lineage: Eukaryota; Viridiplantae; Streptophyta; Magnoliopsida; Malpighiales; Linaceae. The record is from the annotation of a GenBank genome assembly.
CCAUGAUCCUAGUUCAGUGAAUGGGGUUUGGGCCCAAGCAAAUAUGUGAUGUCCUGACUGUCUGCGAGAUAGGGAUUGCAACUUGCAAAGCCGGGAUCUGUCAAUUAAUCUCCCAUUAGGUCCGUCGACGAGCUCCCUCUGGCUUCCACCGUGAAGUACUCAACGUCCACUGUUCACAACAGGACGAGGUUUCAACUCCCAACCGCCGAAUUCCUCAGCUCUUCUUUUUCUGUUCGCCGUCUCUGAAAAUCCGACAUCCCCAAGCCAGUUCGCACAGUUGUUCGUGGAAGUCCUUGCGGAUAACUGAACGUACUCCUGCUUCCAAUCAACUAUUGCUUUGGUUCAGUCGAUUAGUUCGUGAUCUGACAAAUUUCUUCAGAACUUGGCUUCCGGUCUGCAUUUGGUUUGGAAAAGGUAAGGGACCAGCAAUGGCAGGAGUGGUGCAGAAGUUCUUCAUCACUUCAAUGCUCCUGUGGAUGGCUCCAAUUGCGAUCCUGUAUGCAUUUAACAACAACUUACUUCCCGGUAUAACCCAGAUGUCCCCACAUUCUCUGACGUUGGUGAGUGGAUUCGUUGCUGUCGUAUCAGUUAACAUCGUCAUCGCAUUCUACAUUUGCAUGGCGCUGAAGGAACCUGUGGAUAAACACGAGCCCGAUGCUGCAUUCGUCGCUCAGGCCAAAGACAGCGUAAAGAAACUCACUGGUAAUAAACCCGUUGAUUCUCCAGAGUCCUCGAAGAAGGAAGAGUAGAAUGAUAGGAAAACGAAAUAUGAACUUGUAGAGAGAAGAGAACAUGCUCUUGGUGUCUGGUCAGCAGGCUGUAGAAUCACACUAGUAAGGAACAUCAGUUCUUAAAUCUCAACUUUGUGAGAAGUUGUCCUGGCAUCCUUGCUGUUUCAUGUUUUUUAGGCUGCCUGUUACAAUGCCGUUGGUUUUGAGGCCAAGUUGACUUUUCCCUAAACACCGUACCACCCAUUGGGACACAGCGAGCUACAUUUUGGUUUUGAAGGACCAAGUAUGUAUAAGUAUUUAAACGAUGUUUGGUUGCUUGCUUGCUUGUAACUGUAAGCUUGUGAAUAUGUUUAAGCUUAUGUUAAGUAUAUGCC